This is a messenger RNA of Sitodiplosis mosellana (orange wheat blossom midge), 2086 nucleotides long. Its product is annotated as kynurenine aminotransferase-like. The transcript is spliced from 8 exons. The record is from RefSeq and is a predicted model, not a curated record. NCBI's taxonomy places the organism in Eukaryota, Metazoa, Arthropoda, Insecta, Diptera, Cecidomyiidae. Gene Ontology annotation, biological process: biosynthetic process. Gene Ontology annotation, molecular function: L-kynurenine:2-oxoglutarate transaminase activity; pyridoxal phosphate binding. Bases 675 to 1955 code for a protein of 426 amino acids. Gene Ontology annotation, cellular component: mitochondrion; cytoplasm.
AAAGAUAUAUAGGCUAUGUGUUGUGAAUAUCGUUGGUUGAAUUUACAUUAAUGAAUAUAUUUUAUAAGUUAGCUAGAAAUAGUUGAUUAUAAAUUGAUUGGAUUGCAGUAAAUGCCGUAUUUAAACAAUCAAAAGCUGGAGAAUGGCCUUAAAUAAGGGACAAAGCAUUUUGAAUUCAGAACAAUAAUUGCAAUUGCAAAGCAUUUCGAAUUUGGUUUAAUGACUUGUCAGCAAGUAAUUGUUUAUGUGAUGAGACUUACAAGAGUAUAAGUAAAUGUUCAGUUAUGAGCCAUAGAUACAUCAAUAUGCGGGUGUAACGGGUGUUUUACGAUUCAACAAAAUUUGAUAUAUUAUGAUGACACGCAUAAAUUUACGUCACCUGACGCGUAAAUAAUUUCCGUGUGAGUGCAGAAGGAUUAAGCGCUUGUUGAAACUAUGACAUUAUCUAUUUUCUUAUCAUUUCAUUCCAUAUUUUUUAAAUCCUGCAAACAUUCUCAAUUGCAAUUGAUUACGAAGCAGCCCAGAUUAAAAAAAAACCAUUAAUGUUAAUGGUCUGAACACGCAGACACCGUAUCUUUUUUAUAACGGAGUUUCGCGUUUGGUGAAGCAGUCUAUUAAAAGCCACUUUAAAAUAUACAUCGGUCGAUAUCAAGUCAAAAGAGUAGUUGAUCGAAAUGACAAGUCAAUCUAUUGAAAAUAAAUUCAAAUUGCCAAAACGGUAUCAAGGCAGCACUCAAACUGUUUGGAAUGAAUACACUCAGCUUUUCUUUGAACAUCAACCAUUGAGUUUGGCGCACGGCUUCUAUGAUGAUCCAGUGCCAAAGCAUAUUACCGAUAUUUUGGCUGCAACAGCGCAAAAUACAGACUACACCCUUCAUCAUGAGACUAGAGACUUGGGACAUCCACGUUUGAUUCACGCGUUGUCAGCGCUGUAUUCAAAAUUAAUUGGUCGCCAGAUUGAUCCAUUCAAUGAAAUUCUUGUAACAGCGGGUGCAUACGAAGGACUUUAUGCGGCCAUUCAUAGCCAUAUCGAAGAAGGAGAUGAAUGUAUUGUUAUAGAACCAUCCUUUGAUUCAUAUGCACCGGUUGUGAAAAUGUGUGGCGGUGUUGUGCGUUACAUUCCACUUCGUUUGACAGCUCCUAGCAGCAGCAACAUAAUUAGCUCAAGAGAUUAUGUUCUCGAUGAUGCCGAACUUGAAGGUGUGUUCAAUAGCAAAACCAAAAUGAUCGUUAUCAAUCAACCUAAUAAUCCUUCGGGGAAGAUCUUUGACCGCGAAGAAUUGACAAAAAUCGCCAAUUUGUGCAAGAAAUUCAAUGUGCUCUGUGUAACAGAUGAAGUAUACGAAUGGCUGGUUUAUGAUGACAAUGAACACAUUCGCAUGUGUACACUUCCUGGAAUGUGGGAGCGUACAAUCACAAUUAGCUCGGUGGGAAAAUCGCUUGCAAUCACGGGAUGGAAAACGGGAUGGGUGUAUGCUCCACCAAAUUUAAUAUCGCGCGUUCAAGUCAUUCAUCAGCUAUGUGUUCGAAAUGUUUGUACACCACUUCAGGAAGCAUUGGCAAUUGUUUUGGAAAAUGAAUUGAAGCGCCUCGAUUCGGCCGAUUCAUAUUUCAACACAUUACGGUUGGAAUUGCAGGCAAAGCGAGAUUUCAUGGUGAAUCUACUUCGCGAAGUCGGGAUGAAGCCAGCUGUACCGCAGGGUGGAUACUUUAUACUUGCAGACUGGUCUAAUUUAGAAAACAAGGCUGAUUUGAAUAGUGAGUCUGACCCGCAAAAAGAUUAUCGCUUUACAAAAUGGAUGGUUAAAAAUAGCGGACUGAUGGCAAUACCAGCCACAGCCUUUUGUCACGGCAAUAAAACCGAAAUGGAAAAUUUCAUUCGAAUCUGUUUCGUUAAAAGCGAGAAAAAUCUACAAAAAGCAUCUGAUAUACUGAGAAAAUGGGUUAGCCAGUAGUGAUGAUUGAAAAGAAAUUAAGCAAUUGUUUACAUAAAAGUGAAUUGUUUUGUAUCGCUUUAAAUCAUAAUAAAAACACACAAUGGUUCAACUGUAAAAAAUCAAGGCCAAUUAUUGUCAUUAGGCAAUUC